Bombyx mandarina (wild silkworm) is the source of this 468-nucleotide messenger RNA. RefSeq lists its product as uncharacterized. The record is from RefSeq and is a predicted model, not a curated record. NCBI's taxonomy places the organism in Eukaryota, Metazoa, Arthropoda, Insecta, Lepidoptera, Bombycidae.
AUGUCUGAUAACAAUGAUUGUGACGUGGCUGCAGUGUUUCUAGCCGUGUUGGUAUUUGCAUUGCCGCUAACACUUUUGAUCCCAGGGUUUUCAGUGUGGAACGUGGUGCCCAAGUUUCGAGUGACCAGGUUCCAUUUUGUUAGCCAAGAUGUUACCUGGUUACAAAUUAAUGCCGGAAUUAUAACAGUACUAACCAUUUUCUUCUGUCUGUAUCUUGAGAUACGGAAAAGAAAAUUAGACGAUAUGGUUGAAAAUGUUCUUACGGUGAGCCAAGCUACCGAUGCCACAUUGGAGGUAGAACGUGGUCGUCAAGCCGCGGCGGUGAAGGUCUGCGUGGAGCUUCUCGAUGCUUCCACUGAACAUUACGAGCAAUUGGCACUGCUGCGAGAUGAGCUGCAGAAACGAAAUGUAAUGAAAAGGCAAUACCCACCCGCCAUCGAACUGAGUUCCUCAGAAAUGUGUGCAUGA